This is a messenger RNA of Mizuhopecten yessoensis (Yesso scallop), 2347 nucleotides long. Its product is annotated as BTB/POZ domain-containing protein 6-like. The transcript has 3 exons. Gene Ontology annotation, biological process: neurogenesis. The record is from RefSeq and is a predicted model, not a curated record. Lineage: Eukaryota; Metazoa; Mollusca; Bivalvia; Pectinida; Pectinidae. Gene Ontology annotation, cellular component: P-body; cytosol. Gene Ontology annotation, molecular function: protein binding. The coding region runs from base 116 to 1255 and encodes 379 amino acids.
AUGAGUUAACUUUCGUUUUGAAGUUCCUCGUAACACAGCAAAGUCGGAUUCUACAGGUAGAAAUAAAGAUAAGGAAUAUCAGAUGAUAUCAUAAUCUUACGAAUUGUACGGCGAAAUGGCAACUGCUCAGGCUCAAGAACUAAGCUGGCAGUGUCAUAGAUCACUGGUAGAGUGUCUGAAUCAUCUGUUCACUUCCGGUAUAGCAUGUGACGUCACGUUCCUGGUUGGAGAGAACAAAUACAGGAUUCCCGCCCAUAAAACUAUUCUCAUCAGCAGAAGUCCUGUAUUUUACGCCAUGUUUGAGGGAAAUCUCGCCGAAAAGGGCGAAAUAGCGAUUCCGGAUAUUGAACAAGAAGUCUUCACAAUGUUUUUGAGGUAUCUGUAUACAGACACAAUAGAACUGGCGGUCGACACCGCAACAUCUGUCCUGUCAGCUGCGAGGAAAUACAUGGUGGACCGUCUUGUCAAAAAGUGUGAAACCUUCCUGAAGAGUUCUCUUACUACCGAAAAUGUAUGCCUACUAUUGGAACAAGCCCAUAUUUAUACGGAGGAAAGCCUAAAAGAGGACUGUAUAAAUGAGAUCGCAAGAUCACCAGAAGAAGUACUGAAGUCUACCAGUUUUGUCGAAUUGUGUGGCGUCUGUGUAAAGAGUAUCACAGAGCCGGACGACUUAGCGGUGGAGGAGAGCGUGGUGUACGAGGCGGUGAUGCGGUGGUCAGAGGCGAAGUGUGGACGUCAGGGUCUGGAGGUGACGGAUACAAACAGACGGCAGGUACUAGGGGAUAUAAUCUACACAGUCAGGUUCCCCAUCAUAGACGCCAAGUAUUUAUUACAGCAUGUCAUGACGAGAGAUGUCCUGACGUCAGAACAGCUAGUGAGCGUCAUGAGGUUUCAGCAGGACAACAAAGCAUAUCCCUGUACAGAAUUCAGCGUGAACCAACGAAACGUUAGAAAACCAGUAAUAACAAUGCUCCGUGAAUAUCCCAACAACUACCCAUGGCCCGCAGAAAUACCCGAUGACACCGAAUACUACCGAACAGCACUCGAUACCGGAGACUACCCAAUACAACCCAAUGCUACCGAAAGCCACCAAGUAAUACCCUGUACCAAUCAAAACUACCCCAUAGCACCCGGGUUCAAAUGCCAGCCCCGACACAUGCAACACAUGCAAUCGCAACAAGUAGGAACCAUGUCUUCACCGAUCCGAGGAGAGUAUCCUUGUCAAUACAAAACUCGAACAAAAUAUAAAAAAUAAUCAGGAGGUAUUUUCAUUGUUUUUAAAAAGCAUCUAGAUCAUAUGUUACAAUUUAUCACUACCGUGUCUGAAUUUGUACAAUUUGUAGAAAGUUAUUCGUUGUUCAAAAUUUUACAUAAAAAUGCUGUAAAUUAGAUGCCAGUGCACAUCUUUUGAAAGGUUGCUCGUACAGGAGAUGCCAAUGACAAUAUUCACACCGAGUUUCAUUAAGAUUGAAAUAGGAAUUCACCCCGAGCUAGGACCAGGAACAAAAUCUCAAUUUUGACAAUUUUCGGGUAUAUGGUCCCAGGGGGUCUAGAAACCGUGCCGGUGCACAACUUUCGAAAGGUUGAAACUUUUGCAAGUAUAAAAGAACCUGUCUUUUAAUUUCUAUCACUACGCACGCCUGUUAAGUCGUAUAGAUUGUCUGUACGUGGAAUGAUGGGAUUGGUCGGAUUUCGUCAAUCUUGUUUCCAUGGAAGAUCCAUUAAAUAUAGACACGACAGCUUUCAUGUUGACUAUAGUUAUUUUAGUUAAGGGACUUUAGGGACUACCUUCGUAUACAACAUCACCUAUUGGCUGCAUCUGUCACAUAACAUUAUAGUUAUACUUGCUCAAGUGCGGGCUUUAUACUUUCAAUAUAAAAUGACGGUAAAUGUUGUUGUUUUUCUGUAAAUAUUCAAAGACGUCAACAUCUGCAUUCUUAAAACAAUUUAAUCUUUCAAAAUGUUAAGAGACCUGAUUAUAUGAAAUAUAUUAUAACAUUAUCAAUUAUUCAAAUAUUUGAAAUAAAAUAAAAUAAAAUCACAAUUUCCUUCUUUUAAAGGAUAUUAGGUGAUCGCAUGGAUCCGUCACUACGAUAUGUUAAUGUAGUAGGCGUUGUUCUCUAUACAAUGAUGUAAAGGUUUCUAAAAUACUUAGUCUCACCUAGCAUACGUGUGCAUUUUCACACCUAAUAAUAAUUUGGUUAUAGUCUGUUUCAAAAUGAUGUUGUUAGUAAUACAUAUUAAUAUUAAGAACUUCUGCCGGUUUUCAAUCAGAGAAAUAUUCCAUUAUCUUCAUAGGAAAACACACGUGGUAGAAGACGAUAUAAUAUAAAUAUUAAGAAAUAAA